Molecule: messenger RNA, 1617 nt
Organism: Leishmania mexicana MHOM/GT/2001/U1103
Lineage: Eukaryota; Euglenozoa; Kinetoplastea; Trypanosomatida; Trypanosomatidae
Product: major facilitator superfamily protein (MFS),putative
Exons: 1
Coding region: 1-1617 (538 amino acids)
Biological process (GO): transmembrane transport
Cellular component (GO): membrane
Molecular function (GO): transmembrane transporter activity
Source: RefSeq, a predicted model, not a curated record
AUGAGGACGGAAGAGAUCUCGCAGGAGACGACCCUGCUGCUGCCCGACGCGUCUCGCGACCGUUCUACCCGCACAUCUACCAUGAACACAGGGGGUGAAACCUGGAUGACGCCGAGGAUCGUGUUAUGGACGUUUACCGUGACUAACUUUCUGCUCUACUUCGAUCGUGGCGCAACCGUCGGUGCGCUCUCCUCCAUCUGCUCCGACCGAAGCCUCGUCGGCAAUGAAACGCCGCUGUCCGAUGCCAAGAGGGGCUUCCUUGUCUCCGGGUUCAUUAUCGGCUACGUGGUAGCUAGCCCCCUCUUCACCUCCCGCGGUAGCGCCUGGGGCUCAAGGGUGGUCAUUAUGCUCGGAAUGGCGCUGUGGUGCACUACAUGCCUCGCCUGUGCCGUUUCCUUCAGCUACACGGUCCUGUUUGUCUGUCGCAUCCUUGUUGGCGUGGCAGAGGCGGCGUUUGUCGCCUUCACCGUCACAAUUAUUGACAACAUUGCCCCUACCACGCAUCGGACGUCGUGGAUCGGUUUCUUUUACUCCAUGAUCCCCAUCGGAACGGCUGUGGGAAUGGGCUCCGCCGGUCUGCUCACAUCGUACCCGACGCUGUGGGGCUUCACGGCGUGGCGAGUGAUAUAUGUGACAGAGGUGGUGGCGGCGCUGCCCAUUGUGGUGCUUCUGUGCUACAUCCCGGCGUGCUACCACCUUGCUCCAGCCACGGAAUCUGCCCCGCAGAUGCCCUUUCUCACCGCUACUGGCUGUGUUUUAGGCAACACAAACUACAUGCUGCUUGUACUUGGGUUUUCAAUGUACUGCUUUGUGACCGGUGCCGUUAUGACCUGGGGAAUACCCUUGUUGCACGAGGGUCCUCUGCAGUUCCCCAACGCUACCGCUGCGCUCUUCAUGGGCAUCGCGACGACGUGCAGUGGUGUGGUAGGCUCGCUGCUGGGUGGCCUCGCUGUCGACUACUGGGGCGGCAGCACUGGCCCUGCUGGUGCAAUCCAGUGCCAGCGGUUCAACAUCCUCAUGGCCCUCAUCGCGAUCCCCUGCGGGGAGGCUGCACUCUUCAGCGCCGAUGCGUUGGUGUUUGCGACUACUUUUGGGCUGGCAGUGACAGCACUCUUCGCCAUCACAGCCCCCAUGAACGCCUCCAUUCUUACCGUGGUGCCAGCCGGCCUACGCCCGUAUGCCGUGAGCUACUCCAUUUUUAUCAUCCAUCUUCUCGGUGACUUUCCCUCACCAACGCUAGCGGGGAUUGUGUCAGACUUUUUUGGGCGGAACUGCCGUGGCCUUUCACGUGAUCGCUGCCGUGACGCUGAGCAGCAAUUCCAAUGUGCCUGGAUUGACGGCGCAGACGGUCUGGGACGGUGCAUCUGCCGCGUUCAGCUGCGCAACGCUCUUCUUUUGGUCUUCGCGUACCUAUCCCUUGCCCCGCUCUGCUGGACGGUAGUGUGGUGGCGUCUGCACCGCGAUGUCCCCACUGCAAAUGCCAGCCCCGAGGACGCAGAAGACUUGUCUACCUGGAACACGCCUGAUGUGUCAGUUUUUCUCCUCUCUCACUCACACGAUGAGCUUGACGAAGUGCUCCAGACAUGCGUAUGGUUGAAGCGAUUUGGCCAUCACUAG